Phodopus roborovskii (desert hamster) is the source of this 13332-nucleotide messenger RNA. It is a transcript of the gene Lyst, whose product is annotated as lysosomal trafficking regulator. Gene Ontology annotation, cellular component: cytosol; membrane. Gene Ontology annotation, molecular function: protein kinase binding. Bases 235 to 11580 code for a protein of 3781 amino acids. Lineage: Eukaryota; Metazoa; Chordata; Mammalia; Rodentia; Cricetidae. Gene Ontology annotation, biological process: intracellular protein localization. The record is from RefSeq and is a predicted model, not a curated record. The transcript has 53 exons.
GGCCGGGGAGGAAGGGGUGGUGUUCCCGGUUUCCCGGGUUACCUGAGGGGGCGGGGGUGAGAGCUCGCGCUGGCGGGGCAGCUGUGGCGAGUCGGGAUUCUGUGGAGCCGCUGAGAGCGUGCCGCGGACCGCAGAGCGGAGGUGAAGCCUUUUGCUAAGACAAUUUCAUCUAGUUCAUGAACCAAAAUUAUACACACGCUGAAUGUUACAGAAGUAUUGAAAGACUGUUCUGUCAUGAGUACCAACAGUAACUCAUUGGCACGUGAAUUUCUGAUUGAUGUCAACCAGCUUUGCAAUGCAGUGGUUCAGAGGGCGGAAGCCAGGGAAGAAGAAGAAGAGGAGACACACAUGGCAACCCUUGGACAGUACCUUGUCCAUGGGCGAGGAUUUCUGUUACUUACCAAGCUAAAUUCUAUCAUUGAUCAGGCCCUGACUUGCAGAGAAGAACUCCUGACUCUUCUUCUGUCACUCCUUCCCUUGGUAUGGAAGAUACCUGUCCAGGAACAGCAGGCAACAGAUUUUAACCUGCCAUUGUCAUCUAAUAUAAUCCUGACCAAAGAAAAGAACUCAAGCUUGCAAAAGUCAACUCAGGGAAAAUUAUAUUUAGAAGGAAAUGUUCCUCCUGGUCCAGUUUCUGUAAAAGUAAACCUUUUUCAAAAAAGCAGACAACAGCGUAAAAGUACCCAUCGCUAUUCUGUAAGAGAUGCAAGAAAGACACAGCUCUCCACCUCUGACUCCGAAGGCAACUCAGAUGAGAAAAAUACAGUUGUGAGUAAGCACCGGAGGUCCCAUGUGCUGCCCCGGCUCCUGAUGCAGUCUCCUAAGGAAGACCACCUCAUAGCCAAACUUGACCCCUUUGAAACCAAAGAACAGGUCCUUUCUGACACCAUGGCUUUGGAAAACUCCAGAGAAAUCAUUCCGAGACAGGAUUCAAAUGGUGACAUAUUAAGUGAGCCAGCAGCCUUGUCUAUUCUCAGUAACAUGAAUAAUUCUCCUUUUGACUUAUGUCAUGUUCUGUUAUCGCUAUUAGAGAAAGUCUGUAAGUUUGACAUUGCUUUGAAUCAUACUUCUUCCCUAGCAACGAGUGUAGUACCCACACUGACUGAGUUCCUGGCAGGCUUUGGGGACUGCUGUAACCAGAGUGACACUUUGGAGAGACAAGUGGUUUCUUCAGGGUGGACUGAGGAGCCAGUGGCUUUGGUUCAACGGAUGCUCUUUCGAACUGUGCUGCAUCUUUUGUCAGUAGAUGUUAGCACAGCAGAGGCAAUGCCCGAAAGUCUUAGAAAAAAUUUGACUGAAUUGCUUAGGGCAGCUUUAAAAAUUAGAGCUUGCUUGGAAAAGCAGCCUGACCCUUUCUCACCAAGACAAAAGAAAACACUACAGGAGGUCCAGGAGGGCUUUGUAUUUUCUAAGUAUCGUCAUAGAGCCCUUCUUCUACCUGAGCUUCUGGAAGGAGUUCUACAGCUCCUUAUCUCUUGUCUUCAGAGUGCAGCUUCAAAUCCCUUUUACUUUAGUCAAGCCAUGGAUUUAGUUCAAGAAUUUAUUCAGCACCAAGGAUUUAAUCUGUUUGAAACAGCAGUUCUUCAGAUGGAAUGGCUGCUUUCAAGGGAUGGUGUUCCUUCAGAGGCUACAGAACAUUUGAAAACCCUGAUAAACAGUGUAAUGAAAAUAAUAAGUACUGUCAAAAAAGUGAAAUCAGAGCAACUUCAUCAGUCCAUGUGCACGAGGAAAAGGCACCGGCGUUGUGAGUAUUCCCAUUUCAUGCAGCACCACCGUGAUCUCUCAGGUCUCCUGGUUUCAGCUUUUAAAAACCAGCUUUCUAAAAGUCCCUUUGAAGAGACUGCAGAAGGAGAUAUCCAGUAUCCUGAGCGGUGCUGCUGCAUUGCUGUGUGCGCGCAUCAGUGCUUACGCUUGCUGCAACAGGUUUCCCUGAGCACCACCUGUGUCCAGAUCUUAUCGGGUGUACACAGUGUUGGAAUCUGUUGUUGUAUGGAUCCUAAGUCUGUGAUUAUCCCUUUACUUCAUGCUUUUAAGUUGCCAGCACUGAAGAAUUUUCAGCAGCACAUACUGAAUGUCCUUAACAAACUUCUUUUGGAUCAGUUAGGAGGAGCAGAGAUUUCACAGAGGAUUAAAAAAGCAGCUUGCAACAUCUGUACUGUGGAUUCUGACCAACUGGCUAAGUUAGAAGAGACACUUCAAGGUACCUUGUGUGGUGCUGGCCCUUCAUCUGGUUUGCCCAGUGCUUCUUAUAGAUUUCAAGGGAUCCUGCCCAGCAGUGGGUCUGAAGAUUUACUGUGGAAAUGGGAUGCAUUGGAGGCUUACCAGAACUUUGUCUUUCAAGAAGACAGAUUGCAUAACAUACAGAUUGCAAAUCACAUUUGCAAUUUAAUCCAGAAAGGCAAUGUAGUUGUUCAGUGGAAGUUAUUUAAAUAUGUUUUUAAUCCUGUGCUCCAAAGAGGAGUGGAAUUAGUACAUCAUUGUCAGCAACUAAGCAUUACUUCUGCUCAGACUCAUAUGUGUAGUCAACUGAAACAGUGUUUGCCUCAGGAAGUACUUCAGAUUUAUCUAAAAACCCUGCCUAUUCUACUUAAAUGCAGGGCAAUACGAGAUUUGUUUUUAAGUUGUAAUGGAGUAAACCAAAUAAUUGAAUUAAAUUACUUAGAUGGGAUUCGAAGUCAUUCCCUCAAAGCAUUUGAAACUCUGAUUAUCAGCCUAGGGGAACAACAGAAAGAUGCUUCAGUUCCAGGUGUCAAUGGGUUAGAUGUGGAGCAGGAGUUGCCAUCCUUAAGUGUGAGUCCUUCUCUCCAUAAGCAGCAAGCUUCUUCAGAUUCUCCUCGUAGUCUCAGUAAGUUUUAUGCCAGUCUUAGAGAAGCUUAUCCAAAGAAACGGAAGACUGCUCAUCAGGAUGUUCACAUAAACACCAUAAACCUCUUCCUCUGUGUGGCUUUUUUAUGUGUCAGUAAAGAAGCAGAUUCUGACAGGGACUCUGCCAACGAGUCAGAAGAUACUUCUGGCUAUGACAGUACUGCCAGUGAGCCAUUAAGUCACAUGCUGCCAUGUCUGUCUCUUGAGAAUGUCGUCUUACCUUCCCCUGAAUGUUUGCACCAAGCAGCAGACAUUUGGUCCAUGUGUCGUUGGCUCUACAUGUUGAGUUCAGUCUUCCAGAAACAAUUUCAUAGGCUUGGUGGUUUCCGAGUAUGCCAUGAAUUAAUAUUUAUGAUAAUCCAAAAACUAUUCAGAAGUCAUGAAGAGAAACAAGGAAAAAGGCAGGGAGAAGUGAGUGCAAAUGAAAACCAAAAAUUAACCAGAAUGUCUCAACCUGAGAUGACAGCACCGGAACUGGGACAUCUGAAAAAGAAUGCUGACAGCUUGAAUGAUUUAGAGUCACAGCAUAUGUUUCCCACAAGUAUAGAACAGAUUUUGACUACUGAAGCUGUUUCUGGUGAAGCAAAGGCAUUUAUGAGUCAAGAAAAUAAUACCUCUCUCCAGAGUAUACGACUUUUGGAGUCCCUUCUAGCCAUUUGUCUUCAUAGCUCCAGAGCCAGUCAACAGAAGAUGGAUUUGGAGCUACCAACUCAGAGCUUGUCUGUGGAAAAUAUAUUGUGCGAAAUGAAGGAACACCUUUCCCAGUCAAAGGUGACAGAAACAGAAUUAGCAAAACCUUUAUUUGAUGCCCUGCUUCGAGUAGCCCUGGGGAAUCAUUCAGCAGAUUUAGAUCCUGGUGAUACUGUGACUGAAAAGAGUCAUCAGUCUGAGGAAGAAUUGUUGUCCCAGCCUGGAGAUUUUUCAGAAGAAAUUGAGGACUCUCAGUGUUGUAAUCUGAAACUUCUGGGUGAGGAAGAAGGUUAUGAAGCGGAUAGUGAAAGUAAUCCUGAGGAUGGUGAUGCCCAAAAUGAUGGAGUACAAUUAAAACCUGAAGCAGAAGGUUUCAGUGCAUCGAUUGUUCCAAACAACUUACUUGAAAAUGUCACUCAUGGGGAGAUAAUAUACCCUGAGAUUUGCAUGCUGGAAUUAAAUUUGCUGUCUGCUAGCAAAGCUAAACUUGAUGUGCUUGCUCAUGUGUUUGAGAGCUUUCUGAAAAUUGCCAGGCAGAAGGAAAAGAACAUUUCUCUGCUCAUGCAACAGGGAACUGUAAAAAUCCUUCUAGGAGGGUUCUUGAAUAUUUUAACACAAACAAAUUCUGAUUUUCAAGCAUGCCAGAGAGUAUUGGUGGAUCUCUUGGUUUCUUUGAUGAGUUCACGAACAUGUUCAGAAGAACUAACCCUUCUUUUGAGAAUAUUUCUGGAGAAAUCUCCUUGUACAGAAAUUCUUCUCUUUGGUAUUCAGAAAAUUGUUGAAAGUGAUUUUAAUGUGGGCCCUUCACAGUAUCUAACCUUUCCUCUACUUCACACCCCAAGUUCAAGCAGUGGUGUCUCACCACAAAAGUCUCCUGGGAUUCUUAACAGUAAAGCCUUAGGCUUAUUGAGAAGAGCACGGAUUUCCCGCAGCAAGAAAGAGACUGACAGAGAGAGUUUUUCCUCUCGGCUGCUUUCCUCUUGGCAUAUAGCCCCAAUCCAUCUGCCAUUGCUGGGACAGAACUGCUGGCCACACCUGUCAGAAGGCUUUAGCGUUUCUCUGUGGUUUAAUGUGGAGUAUAUCCAUGAAUCCGAGAGUGCUGCAGAAAGAGCAAAGAAGGUAAAGAAAAGAAACAAACCAUCAACUCUACAAGACGACAGUUUUGAAGGAGCAGAAGGUGAUAGACCAGAAGGUACAGAAUCCAUCAAUCCUGAUGACAGACUCAUAGAAGAUGGCUGCAUUCAUUUGAUUUCGUUGGGAUCCAAAGCAUUGAUGAUCCAAGUGUGGGCUGAUCCCCACAGUGGCACUUUUAUCUUUCGUGUGUGCAUGGACUCAAAUGAUGAUGUGAAAGCUGUUUCACUAGCACAAGUUGAAUCACAGGAAAACAUUUUCUUUCCAAGCAAAUGGCAACACUUGGUACUUACCUAUCUUCAGUAUCCUCAAGGGAAAAAGAAUGUCCAUGGGGAAAUUUCGAUAUGGGUAUCUGGACAGAGGAAAACUGAUGUCAUCUUGGAUUUUGUGCUUCCAAGAAAAACAAGCUUGUCAUCAGACAUCAAUAAAACGUUUUGUAUGAUUGGUCAUUGCUUAACAUCCCAAGAUGAAUUUCUGCAAUUACCUGGAAAAUGGGACCUUGGAAACUUGCUCCUCUUUAACGGAGCUAAGAUUGGCUCACAAGAGGCCUUUUACCUGUAUGCUUGUGGACCCAACUACACAUCCAUAAUGCCAUGUAAAUAUGGCAAGCCAGUGAAUGACUACUCCAAAUACAUUGAUAAAGAAAUUUUGAGAUGUGAACAAAUCAGAGACCUUUUUAUGACCAAGAAAGGUGUGGAUGUUGGUCUCCUAAUUGAAAGUCUUGCAGUUGUUUAUACAACUGACUGCCCUGCUCAGUAUACUAUCUAUGAGCCCGUGAUCCGACUCAAGGGCCAGGUGAAAACUCAGCUCACUCAGAGACCCUUCAGCUCAAAGGAAGCCCAGAGCAUCUUGCUAGAACCUUCUCAACUCAAAAGUCUCCGGCCUACAGAAUGUAAAACCAUCCAGGGUAUUCUGCAUGAGAUUGGUGGAGCUGGUGUAUUUGUUUUUCUCUUUGCUAGGGUUGUUGAACUCAGUGGUUGUGAAGAAACUCAAGCAUUAGCACUGCGGGUUAUAUUGUCUUUGAUUAAGUAUAGCCAACAGAGAGCACAUGAAUUGGAAAAUUGUAAUGGACUUUCUAUGAUUCAUCAAGUGUUGGUGAAACAGAAAUGCAUUGUUGGCUUUCACAUUUUGAAGACACUUCUUGAAGGUUGCUGUGGUGAAGAGGUUAUCCACAUCAGUGAGCAUGGAGAGUUCAAGCUGGAUGUCGAGUCUCAUGCUAUAAUCCAAGAUGUUAACCUGUUGCAGGAACUGUUGCUCGACUGGAAGAUAUGGAAUAAGGCAGAGCAAGGUGUGUGGGAGACUCUGCUAGCAGCUCUGGAAGUCCUCAUCCGGGCAGAGCACCACCAGCAGCAGUUUAAUAUUAAGCAGUUGCUCAACGCCCAUGUAGUUCAUCACUUCCUACUGACUUGUCAGGUUUUACAGGAACACAGAGAAGGGCAACUUACAUCCUUGCCCCGAGAGGUUUGUAAAUCAUUUGUGAAAAUCAUUGCUGAAGUCCUUGGAUCUCCUCCAGACUUGGAAUUAUUGACAGUUAUUUUCAAUUUCCUGUUAGCAGUACACCCUCCUACUAAUACUUAUGUGUGCCACAACCCCACAAACUUCUACUUCUCUUUGCACAUAGAUGGCAAAAUCUUUCAGGAGAAAGUGCAGUCAAUCAUGUACCUGCGGCAUUCUAGCAGUGGAGGGCAAUCUUUUCCCAGUCCUGGAUUUCUGGUAAUAAGUCCAGCUGCCUUUACUGCAUCACCUUCUGAAGGAACCAGUUCUUCCAAUAUCAUUCCACAGAGGAUGGCUGCCCAAAUGGUUCGAUCUAGAAGUCUGCCAGCAUUUCCUACCUUUACACCACUAAUGCAAGCACCAAAACUGGCUGGAAGUUUGGGCUAUAGUAUUGACAAGUUACGAAAUGUUUCAGAUGCCCACCCAGAGAAACGAAAUCCUUUAGGGAGUCCCUACACACUGAAAACAAGCAAAGAGGAAGCAUUCAUCAGUAGCUGUGAGUCUGCAAAAACUGUUUGUGAAAUGGAGGUACUUCUUGCAGCCCAGGCCUCUGCCAGUGUGGUCUCCAGAGGAACACUAGGGGUUCCCACGGCCAGAGUAGAUCACAGAGACUUGGGAACUGAGCCCAGAUCAGAUGAUGACAGUCCUGUGGAUGAGUCCUAUCCACGUCGACCUGAUAAUCUCAAGGGACUGGCCUCAUUCCAGCGAAGCCACAGCACUAUUGCAAGCCUUGGACUUGCAUUUCCCUCUCAAAAUGGAUCUGCAGCUGCUAGCAGAUGGCCGAGUCUUGUUGAUAGGAAUGCUGAUGAUUGGGAAAACUUUACCUUUUCUCCUGCUUAUGAGGCAAACUACAACAAAGCUGCAAGCGCUCACAGUGUCGCUGAAGACUGUUUGAUACCUAUCUGCUGUGGAUUAUAUGAACUCUUAAGUGGAGUUCUUCUUAUCCUGCCUGAUGCUAUGCUUGAAGAUGUGAUGGACAGGAUCAUUCAAGCAGAUACUCUUCUAGUCCUUGUUAACCACCCAUCACCUGCUAUCCAGCAAGGAGUAAUUAAACUGUUACAUGCAUAUAUUAACAGAGCAUCCAAAGAACAGAAGGACAGGUUUCUGAAGAACCGUGGCUUUUCUUUACUAGCAAACCAGUUAUAUCUUCAUCAGGGAACUCAGGAAUUGUUGGAGUGUUUCACUGAAAUGUUCUUUGGUCGACGCAUUGGCCUGGAUGAAGAAUUUGAUCUGGACGAGGUGAAACACAUGGAACUUUUCCAGAAGUGGUCUGUCAUUCCAGUGCUGGGACUGAUAGAGAACUCUCUGUAUGACAAUGUACUCUUGCAUAAUGCUCUCUUACUUCUUCUUCAAGUUUUAAACUCUUGUUCUAAGGUAGCAGACAUGUUGUUGGAUAAUGGUCUACUCUAUGUGUUAUGUAAUACGGUAGCAGCCCUGAAUGGAUUAGAAAAGAACAUUCCCUUGAACGAAUACAAAUUGCUUGCAUCUGAUAUACAGCAACUUUUCAUAGCAGUUACAAUUCAUGCUUGCAGUUCCUCGGGCUCACAGUAUUUUAGAGUUAUUGAAGAUCUUAUUGUACUUCUUGGAUAUCUUCAAAAUAGCAAAAACAAGAGGACACAAAAUAUGGCUUUGGCCCUGCAGCUUAGAGUUCUCCAGGCUGCUUUGGAAUUUAUAAGGAGCACAGCCAAUCAUGACUCUGAAAGUCCAGUAGAUACAGUCCAGUCACCUUCUGCUCAUCACCAUACAGUAUCUCAAAAGCGGAGAAGCAUUGCUGGUCCUCGAAAAUUCCCCCUGGUUCAGACAGAGUCUCUCCUGAUGAAGAUGCGCUCAGUGGCCAGUGAUGAGCUUUACACUAUGAUGCAGAGGAGGAUGAGCCAGGAGCACCCCAGCCAGGCCUCAGAGGCAGAGCUUGCCCAGAGACUGCAGAGACUCACCAUCUUGGCUGUAAACAGGAUCAUUUACCAAGAGUUGAAUUUAGAUAUUAUUGACAUUUUGACAACUCCGGAAAGUGCAGGCCAAAGCAAGACCUCAGUUUCCCAGACUGAAAUUUCUGAAGAAGAUAUGCAUCAUGAGAAAUCUUCUGUAUACAAUCCAUUUCAGAAAGAAAUGUUCACAUAUCUAAUUGAUGGAUUCAAAUUGUCUAUUGGUUCAAAUAAAACCAGUGGUUGUAAGCAACAGUGGACUAAAAUCAUGGGGUCCUGUAAAGAAACAUUCCGAGUCCAGCUUGGAAGAUUGCUAGCACAUAUUUUGUCACCAACUCAUACUGUCCAAGAAAGGAAGCAAAUAUUUGAAAUAGUUCAUGAACCAGCUCAUCAGGAUAUACUUCGAGAAUGUCUUAGCCCAUCCCCACAACAUGGAGCCAAGUUGGUUCUAUAUUUGUCAGAGUUGAUACAUAAUCACCAAGAUGAGUUAAAUGAAGAAGAACUGGACACAGCAGAACUGCUUAUGAAUGCUUUAAAAUUGUGCGGUCACAAGUGCAUUCCUCCCAGUGCCCCUUCCAAACCAGAGCUCAUUAAAAUGAUCAAAGAGGAACAAAAGAAAUAUGAAAAUGAAGAGAGUGUGAGUAAAGGUGCGUGGCAGAAAACAGUCAACAAUAAUCAACAAAGUCUCUUUCAGCGGCUCGAUUUAAAAUCCAAGGAUAUAUCUAAAAUAGCUGCAGAUAUCACUCAGGCCAUAUCUCUUUCCCAAGGAAUUGAAAGAAAAAAAGUGAUUCAGCACAUCAGAGGGAUGUACAAAGUCGACCUGAGUGCCAGUAGACACUGGCAGGAGCUCAUCCAGCAGCUGACACAUGACAGAGCAGUCUGGUAUGAUCCAAUCUACUAUCCAACUUCGUGGCAGUUGGAUCCAACUGAAGGGCCAAACCGAGAGAGGAGACGUUUGCAGAGAUGUUAUUUAACUAUUCCAAAUAAGUAUCUCCUUAGGGACAGACAAAAGUCAGAAGGUGUGGUCAGACCACCACUCUCUUACCUAUUUGAAGAUAAAACUCAUUCUUCCUUUUCCUCUACUGUCAAAGACAAAGCUGCAAGUGAAUCCAUAAGAGUGAAUCGAAGAUGUAUCAGUGUUGCGCCAUCCAGAGAGACAGCUGGGGAAUUGUUGUUAGGUAAAUGUGGAAUGUAUUUUGUGGAAGACAAUGCUUCUGAUACAGUUGAAAGUUCGAACCUUCAGGGGGAGUUAGAACCGGCAUCUUUUUCCUGGACAUAUGAGGAAAUUAAAGAAGUUCACAGGCGCUGGUGGCAACUGAGAGAUAAUGCUGUAGAAAUCUUUUUAACAAAUGGCAGAACACUCCUAUUGGCAUUUGACAAUACCAAGGUUCGUGAUGAUGUGUACCAGAGCAUUCUCACAAAUAACCUCCCCAAUCUUCUGGAGUAUGGCAACAUCACUGCUCUGACAAACCUGUGGUACACUGGACAAAUUACCAAUUUUGAAUAUUUGACUCAUUUAAACAAGCAUGCCGGCCGAUCCUUCAAUGAUCUCAUGCAAUACCCUGUAUUCCCCUUUAUCCUCUCUGACUAUGUUAGUGAGACUCUUGACCUCAAUGACCCAUCUAUCUAUAGAAACCUAUCUAAGCCAAUAGCUGUGCAGUAUAAAGAAAAAGAAGACCGCUAUGUUGACACAUACAAGUAUUUGGAGGAAGAGUACCGCAAAGGAGCCCGAGAGGACGACCCCAUGCCUCCUGUGCAGCCCUACCACUAUGGCUCCCACUACUCCAACAGUGGUACCGUGCUCCACUUCCUGGUCAGGAUGCCUCCUUUCACCAAAAUGUUUCUAGCCUAUCAAGAUCAAAGUUUCGACAUUCCAGACAGAACUUUUCAUUCUACAAACACAACUUGGCGCCUCUCAUCUUUUGAAUCCAUGACUGAUGUGAAGGAGCUGAUUCCAGAGUUUUUCUAUCUUCCUGAGUUCCUAGUGAACCGUGAAGGUUUUGACUUUGGUGUGCGUCAGAAUGGUGAACGAGUUAACCACGUCAACCUUCCUCCAUGGGCACGCAAUGAUCCUCGGCUGUUCAUCCUCAUUCACCGGCAGGCACUAGAAUCUGACCAUGUGUCCCAGAACAUCUGUCACUGGAUUGACUUGGUGUUCGGCUACAAGCAAAAGGGCAAGGCUUCUGUUCAAGCCAUCAAUGUUUUCCAUCCUGCUACAUACUUUGGCAUGGAUGUCUCUGCUGUUGAAGAUCCAGUGCAGAGACGAGCUUUAGAAACCAUGAUAAAAACCUAUGGGCAGACCCCUCGUCAGUUGUUCCACACAGCCCAUGCUAGUCGACCUGGAGCCAAGCUCAACAUUGAAGGAGAGCUUCCAGCAGCUGUUGGCUUGUUAGUACAGUUUGCUUUCAGAGAGACCCGAGAACCAAUCAAGGAAAUCACUUAUCCGAGCCCUUUGUCAUGGAUAAAAGGCUUGAAGUGGGGGGAGUACGUAGGCUCCCCCAGUGCUCCCGUACCUGUGGUCUGCUUCAGCCAGCCCCAUGGAGAAAGAUUUGGUUCACUCCAAGCAUUGCCUACCAGAGCCAUCUGUGGUUUAUCCCGAAACUUCUGUCUUCUGAUGACCUACAGCAAGGAGCAAGGUGUGAGAAGCAUGAACAAUACAGACAUUCAGUGGUCUGCUAUCCUGAGCUGGGGAUAUGCUGACAACAUCUUACGAUUGAAAAGUAAGCAGAGUGAGCCACCAAUCAACUUCAUACAGAGUUCACAACAGCACCAGGUGACCAGUUGUGCCUGGGUGCCUGACAGUUGUCAGCUCUUCACUGGGAGCAAGUGUGGUGUCAUUACAGCCUAUACCAACAGGCUCACCAGCAGCACGCCCUCAGAAAUCGAAAUGGAGAGUCAGAUGCAUCUCUAUGGACACACAGAAGAGAUAACCAGCUUAUGUGUCUGCAAACCAUAUAGUGUGAUGAUAAGUGUGAGCAGAGAUGGGACCUGCAUCGUAUGGGACCUAAACAGAUUAUGCUAUGUACAAAGUCUGGCAGGACACAAAAGCCCUGUGACAGCUGUCUCUGCCAGUGAAACAUCAGGUGACAUUGCUACUGUGUGUGACUCAGCUGGAGGGGGCAGUGACCUGAGACUUUGGACAGUGAAUGGGGACCUCGUCGGACAUGUCCACUGCAGAGAGAUCAUUUGUUCUGUAGCUUUCUCCAACCAACCUGAGGGAGUAUCCAUCAAUGUCAUUGCGGGGGGUCUAGAAAAUGGCAUUGUGAGGUUAUGGAGCACAUGGGACUUGAAGCCUGUGAGAGAAAUUACAUUCCCCAAGUCAAAUAAGCCUAUCAUAAGCCUUACGUUUUCCUGCGAUGGCCACCAUUUAUACACAGCCAACAGUGAUGGGACAGUGAUUGCAUGGUGUCGGAAGGACCAGCAACGCAUGAAGCAGCCCAUGUUCUACUCUUUCCUCAGCAACUACGCAGCAGGAUGAAGAGAAGGGCCUUCCCCAGAGAACAUGAGCACCAUACGGUGGAGCUGGUGCCUGCCACUGCAGAAACAGAUAACUAAGCAGAUAUCCAGUAAUGACACCUGUUCCUCAAGGCACACCUCCACAGCCUCCAAGGUCCUGAGAGUAAAGCCCUGCCCUCAUUCCAUAAUGGUGUGGAAGGCUGGGUCAGCACGCACCAGCCAACAAGUUUGAGGCAAAUUAAAGUCAGAAUCUUGAUACUUAUUACCAAGAAGUUAUGCUAAAUCAAAGAUUAGUGUCUCUCUUCUUUCAAAAAGAAACAGCAGAACUUUAAAUUAGCUAAUUAUUUAUCUAAAAUACUAGAAACUAUAUUUUAAAAGUUUCUGGCAUAUUCCCUUACAAGCACACAUUCCCCUCAUAAAAAAAAAGAAAAGAAACUCAGAAUUUUUCAGGACUCAACAAUUGCUUUCUUUAAGAAGCAAAUUAUUCAGUAGGUGCCUCUGCACCAAAUACAUUCCGGAAUAUCUGAACUGAAAGUGAUCUCCUGCAGCAUCACACUAGGCUGUUUUUGCUGGUUGCCUUUGCCCAAAGAAGAGCUAGGUUUUUCCUGCAAGAGUGUAGGUACUUUUGAUUUCAUGCACAUCCUCAUUCCUCAUAAGAUUUUACUUACAAUCCAUAACACUAGGCAUCAAUACCCUUGGUUCAGUGACUAAUUUUCAAAUGCCAUGGUAAAUCUUUUAGCACCUGCCAUUAACAAUGCCACUGACAGAGCAUUGAACAUGUACCAUCUAUAAUAAAAAGUUCCAGACAGCACUCCACAAUGGAGACACAGCAGCUAAUCCAGUCCACAAGGGGGUGUUCUGCUGUGAGACAGAAAUGUGAAGGAAAAGAAGAUAGCUGAGUGUGCAAAUGGAAGGCAGGAUGAGUUACCCUUUAGGAAACCAGUUUUCCUUAUCCCUACUAUGCUGUCAUCUGAGAAUCCUAGAGAAGGUGCAAAGCCCCCCUUGUGCACCACGGCAUGUGAAGGCAGCUCCUAGUCUGGAAUGCCAUAUCUGCCACAUGGGGACAACUGGAUUUUUACUUGAGGUGCUGCUUUAAUGGCUUUGAAAACUGUCAGUAGGCUCAGAAAUAUGUCACCAUGGGAUAAAAGCACGUGUUGCUGCCUAUGAAUGACUUGUGCAUUUGUUUUGGAAAUUUACUUCAUAUAAUGUUUACAAAACUACUUUUGUAACUUCCAGACUUUGUAAAACAUUCUGCUUAUAUCUACAGAUGCUAUUCCAGAGUCUCUGCUGUGGGUACAGGCACAGGAAGAGGCAGUGCCUCAUGAUACCUUUAGGUCACAUCGACAUGAGCCACAUGCUACUCCUGGGGUCCACUUAUGAGCAGAGAUAACAUUACUUCUACUCACGUUGAAGUGAUUGAUUUGUUUUUAAAAAUUCAGCUAUUGUCUAGCUUUCAUUUUUUUUUUUUUUUUUACCAAGAACUUCAAGUUAGUCUCCUAUUAGAAUAGGGAUGCUAUGCAGUCUUGGCUUUUUUAAGGACCAAGUUUCAUCAUUAUCUAAAGAGAAAAUAUGCAAAAUACCUGGUCUUGUUAAGAGUGCAAUAUUAUAUUUUUAUGUAAAAAUUGGGGGGAUUAUUUAUUGAGCAUGAAACCUAGUAUGUAUAUGUUGGAAUGCUUUAUAAUAAUGCAUGUUGUAGCACACAUCCCUAGAAGUCAUCACAUGCUGUUACCUUAUACACACUGCCACUUCAGUUUGGAAAUAAACUUGCUAAAAA